CAAUGGCGGCCGGUGGACGGCGGCGGCGGCACAAAUUGUAAACAAUAGGCGCACAUGAAGAUUUUUGAGUUUUGAAGAUAAAUAAUUGUUAUUUUUAUGAAAUUAGACAUUUAACGUAAAGGCAAAAAUUAAUCCUCCAUCUCAAUAACAAUUUCAACGAUGUCUUUGGGUUUUCCUUUUGGCCAACCGGCCGCAACAUCAGCCCCACCGGCCUUUGGUGCUGCAACUUCAUCCUUUUCAUUUGGAUCCGCGCCAGCAGCAAAUCCUCAGCAAACCUUCGGGGCUCCGGCCUCUUCAGCUCCCUCGACAGGGUUGAACUUCGGUUCGCAGCCCACAGCUUCUGUAGCUCCAUUGUCCUUUGCCGGAGCAACUGGCGCACCUUCCUUUGGUGCUGCUACCUCAACAGUACCCGGCUUUGGGGCCCCGGCCUCUUCAAUAUCAAGUUUUGGAGCUCCAAUUUCAUCUGCACCUACCUUUGGAGCACCUGCUGCCUCCGUGGCGCCAACGUUUGGAGCUCCAACAACUUCGGCAGGAACUGGAUUUUCUUUCGGAGCCCCUGCCAGUGCUGCUACCAGUUUACCAUCAUUUGGGGCUCCAACUUCCUCAGCUCCAUCAUUAUUUGGAGCAUCGGCUACACCCGCGGCAACAGGCACAUUGACUGCAGGAUUAAAUUUUGGAGGAUUUGGGGGACAAACCUUAACAUCACAACCAAGUCUUGGAGGUGGUCUUGGUGGCGGGCUAUUUGGCGCUACAAGCACUGCAAAUUCUGGUGGCCUAUUUGGUGCUAAACCACCUGCUUUUGGAGCUGUACCAACAAGCGCAAUUUCUGCUUCCACAGCCACUCCAGCAUUCACAGGCCUUGGAGGCCAAGCUGUAACUCUUGCUUCUCUUUCAGGAGGCCUUGGAAGCAAUGAGCAAAAGCAAGACAAAGCAGUCAUGGACCAAGAUCUGCCUCAGCCAAUAUUGCAGUGCAUCGAGGAGUUCAAAAACUUUGUGAAGCAGCAGAAAAACAUUUCCUCUGAUAUAGCCAGAUCCUCGUGCCGCCCUUCAGAGCGGGCCAGUGAAGAUAUAGAGAGCAUCAAGCAAAGUUUGUUCAGCAUAAGGAAUGAUAUCCAGAAUUACUCCUUCCAGGCCAAAAAGUUGAAGGGUGAAGCAGACAGGACAAUUAAGCACGCCGAAAUGGCGCAACAAACUCAAAUUAUAGCCCAUUCCAUGCAAGAUAAACAUUUUGAGCCUGAUAAUUAUUUUGGAGAAGUAGUUUCGAAGAUUGAAGAGGAGUUGAAAUUGAUUAGUCAAGAAGUGGACAGUGUCGAGAGAGUGGUUCAGUGCACCACCCAGAAUACUACUUUGAAGAAAGAGGAACUUGUUCAGACUGUGAAACGUCUUCAUGAGAUUUUCAUUGCUGUGGCUAGCAAAUUACAACAGGUACACAGCAACAUUGAGCAGAAGAAAGAGCAGUAUGCCAUACUGAGGCAGCAGAUCACCCAUGACUCGACUGAUGUGUUCCAACAGUUGCAAAGAAGCAAGCAAAGUUCACAUGCCGGGGUGUCCCAAUUCCAGACUGGUCCAUCUCUUUUCAGCAAUGUUCAAAGCAGCGCAAACAUUGUUGCCCCAGUGCCUGCUCCUUCUCGCCAGAGCUUUACGCCAAACCUCGGUUUUGGAGCCAUCCCAACUCCUACGCUUGCUGUCGAAAACACACCUUUCCAACUUCAGCAGCCCCCUCUGGGCAACAAGAGAGGAAAACACUAGAACAGCCUGAAGAACUUUAAUUUUGCUCAUUUCAAAUGAUUCUGUUAAAUUUAAUAAAUUUCAACAUAAAGAGAUAAGAUUACCAAU
Molecule: messenger RNA, 1836 nt
Organism: Neocloeon triangulifer
Lineage: Eukaryota; Metazoa; Arthropoda; Insecta; Ephemeroptera; Baetidae
Gene: Nup58
Product: nuclear pore complex protein Nup58
Exons: 9
Coding region: 160-1749 (529 amino acids)
Biological process (GO): nucleocytoplasmic transport
Cellular component (GO): nuclear pore
Molecular function (GO): structural constituent of nuclear pore
Source: RefSeq, a predicted model, not a curated record